Colletotrichum chrysophilum is the source of this 2079-nucleotide messenger RNA. RefSeq lists its product as uncharacterized. The record is from RefSeq and is a predicted model, not a curated record. Gene Ontology annotation, cellular component: plasma membrane. Bases 1 to 2079 code for a protein of 692 amino acids. Gene Ontology annotation, biological process: cellular response to pH. Lineage: Eukaryota; Fungi; Ascomycota; Sordariomycetes; Glomerellales; Glomerellaceae. The transcript has 2 exons.
AUGGAGGACGCCGUGUUACCAGCGGCGAGUCCUCUGCCCUCUUUGGGGGCUGCCGCGGUCAAAUUCGCGACUGCUGCGCCUAUCAUAAUUGCGAACAAUGGGAUCAACUAUGAAGAAACCACGUCCGGAGGCACGGUUCAAUACACCGACAUGCGCGACCCUUUUUACGCCUCAAUCUUCCCAGUAUGCUACGCUCUUGCCGCGACGACGGUAACAGCGUACAUGCUGGUCAUCAUGUUAUUUAUUACGCCCCGAUCCUUUCUCGACGGUGGAGUUGUAUAUCUCGGACGACGCGGAGGCUUCACUAGUGGAGGAACCUCGAACGGAAUCAGCAUCGGUGGACGUCCAUGGCUGCAGAAAGUAGCGGCCGUGACCGUCGCGAUCUCAUUAACGAUUGCCAGCGCCGAUACCUUCAAAGUCGCCGAGGAGCAGUACCAGUGGGCUAUUCAAGAUGCCAAAAAGAUGCAGUUGGAGGUUAUGGACGGUACCGAAUUGAAGGUCAUCCGCCUCAUUUCCGACACGUUUCUGUGGCUUGCGCAAGCCCAAACCUUGACACGACUCUUCCCACGGCAGCGGGAGAAGGUUAUUAUCAAGUGGACCGCUUUCGCUCUUAUUACCCUAAACCUCAUCUUCAGCGCCCUCAACAGCUUCCAGUACCCCUCCAGCGGGAGCAACGGAAACGCCCGCCCCCGAAGCUUCGUCGACGCCGUUCCCGCACUGAGCUACCUAUUCCAACUCUCACUCGGCUUACUUUACGCCGCGUGGGUCAUUUACUACUCGCUCAUGAAGAAGCGCUACGCCUUUUACCACCCAUUGAUGAAGAACAUGAUUCUUGUCUCCACCCUCUCCCUCUUCGCCAUUCUCGUCCCGGUAGUAUUCUUUGUGUUGGAUAUGGCGAAACCUGAAUUUACUGGAUGGGGAGACUACGUCCGCUGGGUCGGUGCUGCCGCCGCCAGUGUGGUAGUAUGGGAAUGGGUCGAACGUAUUGAAGCAUUGGAAAGAGAAGAGAAGAAGGACGGUAUCCUGGGACGGGAGAUCUUUGAUGGAGACGAAAUGCUGGAAGUGUCCGCUUCCGAAUUCCCGUGGCUCCGACGAAGAAAGAACCGGGGCGGGCCGAGAGAUGAUGGUGGCCCAGACGGUCCCGACAGUGGUACUGGCGCUCAAGGUCCUCAGUCCGGUGGCAGAGGUAACCUGUGGCCUGGCAUGUCAUCCAUUACCAACAGGUACCGCGGUAACCACAACGCCGCCAACGCCGCACCCAAUGUCCAGAAUGGGCAAAGAAACAAGGGUGGCUUGCUCCGUCCGCCAAUGUGGCCAUCACGGCCAGCCCCCGCGGUAACGCCCGUGAGCCGUACUGACACCGCGAGCGCGGCCAGCACCGUUUAUGCCGUCAGAUACCAAUUACCCACAGAGACGACAUCGAGAACACCCGAGGUCGCCCCACAUGCGACACAACGCAAUGCCACUGUCGCCAUGUCGAGAAGUAGCUCUUCGUCAUCGAGGAGCGAUUCUAGCUCUGACAAUGAUGAGCUUUCCAUGGCAGCGCCCGUGCCGAGACAAGCCACUCACAAGGCCGUGGAGAUUGACACAGAAGCUCAAGAAGAUCCGUCGCUCAACAAGAAGGGGUGGAGGUCGUUGGUCUUCCGUCGCAACGCUCGUGAUCCUCCCGCCGAGGUCAUGGCCCAGACUGAAAUGAAGGAAGAAAUUCGGGGAGGCCACGAUGACACGGGCCGAUGGGACCUCAGAGCCCGGUUCGAGGAUUUCGCCGCCACCCAGGCCGAGAAGAUCAGAGAAAAGAUGCGUCCGACACCCGAGACAGACAGCCUGCCGGUUACUGUCAUUCCUGCGCCGCCCAGACAAGGUGCGGCUUUGGCUCAAUUAUUGGAGGAGGAGCGCAGCAGUCAAGAUGUUCCCGAGCGAGUGGGGUUGACCAAGCCACGCUUCAAGUCAAUCGUCCGCCACUAUGGCCAGGAGUCCGACCUCAACACCAGGAGUUCGACCAGCGGUCACCCAGCGUGCCACACAGCAGGCGAGCUGGGGACGAUCUUGGACCGCCGCCCACUCCUUGAGGACUUUUGA